AGACGGUCGCUCUGCUCCAUCUGCCUGCGGAAAAACAAGAUAGUGAUAGUGUGCAAGAGAGAAGGCAAUCGGCUGUCGGAGUUGUUAUUGUUUACAUUACAAGGCGCGCGAAGAGUGCGAAAUGUUAUUGCUGUUAUUGCCACGCAGCAUGACCUAACGGAAUAGAAAAAGCUGAUAAAAACGGAAAUCGAAUGGAGUAAAUAAACUAUAAAACUAUGUUGUAGUGCAAAAGUUGAACGGAAAUUGAUAAGCGAGAAAAAACGAUCAUAGUUGCUGCGUUUUUUACCUGUGAAAGUUGUUUUAAAUGGCGAGAAUCUCAGCUGCAUUUGGAGCCGUCGGCCAGCAAGCAAUGUAACACUAGGAGCCGGAGCCUACAGCCACCAGCAUGCCCAGAUAGCGCUCGCAGGAUCCCCGUCCCGAUCUCAACCAGGAGCAGCAGCCAUCAGAUCACAUCCACGGAAAUUGAGGGAAACAACUGCGUAGAAGACAUGGCUCACUUCAGUGGUCAUCGCCAGCCGGCGGAGGUGCCGGUCCAUUUCAAAAAUCUCUUCACCAAUGGCCAAUUGGGAGCAGCGGAGGAGAAUAAUAACAACGACCAGAAUGAGCAGGAGAAUCGUCCCAAUAAUAAUAACAACAACAACGAGGGACCCUCGGAUCCCACCUGCUGGGUCUUUGGCUACGGAUCCUUGUGCUGGCAUCCUGGCUUCACCUACACCAAGUGCAUUACGGGCUACAUCAGGGGCUAUGUCCGCCGAUUCUGGCAGGGCAACGUCACCCAUCGCGGCUGUGAGGAGAAGCCUGGACGUGUUGCAACGCUCGUUAAGGACAAAGAGGGAAUCACUUGGGGUUGCGCCUAUAGAAUAACAGGCUGCACGGCUCUGGAUUAUCUCAAGCAGCGCGAGUGCACACUGGGUGGCUAUGCAACAAUUGAUACCAAGUUCUUCCCGCGCGUCGCCUCCCAGGACACGCCCUUUAGCGGCGAGGCGGUCGAGGUAUUAGUGUAUGUGGCCACGCCGGAGAAUAUCCACUGGCUGGGCGAUGAUCCGGUGGAGGAGAUUGCCCAGCAGAUAGCCACCUGCCGCGGACCGAGCGGCCACAAUGCCGAGUACCUGCUGCGCCUGGCGCUCUUUAUGCACGAGGAGAUUCCCGGCGUAAGGGACGAUCACCUGUUCGAACUGGAACGCCUGGUUCUGGAGGAGCUGUACCGCCGCCAAAUACCUCUGUCCUCGGUGAUGGGCCGCAAUCCGGAUAGGAUACGGCGCGACUCGCACGAGGACAUCCGCCGCCCGCCAUCCUUCGAGUUCACCUCCCGUGUGCCGGAUACGAAGCUGCGCUGCCUGAACAUUUGAUUGCCGGCAUGCUGGUGGCCGGAGAAGGCGGUUUCAGCUAGUGAUAGGCAGGCCGCUUUUAUUGCUACAGCAAAUUCCAAAUUAUUGAUCGACAUUUUAGCUUAUUAGGUAACCAGAGUCUAUCGCCAAAUUUGACGUAUUUUAUAAAAUUGUAAAUAAUCCUAGCCCUAACCGUAACCGCAGCAACUCCUCGAUAAGUGAUCUGAUUUAGACAAUAAGCUAGGAUAAGCCAGUCCGUAAGCACAAAUAACUUUUUACACGCAAAACUGUCAGGGAGUUAAAUUUAAACGAAAAGAAAUUAACACAA
Messenger RNA from Drosophila gunungcola (fruit fly), 1656 nucleotides. RefSeq names its product glutathione-specific gamma-glutamylcyclotransferase 1. The coding region runs from base 489 to 1349 and encodes 286 amino acids. Gene Ontology annotation, molecular function: glutathione specific gamma-glutamylcyclotransferase activity; gamma-glutamylcyclotransferase activity. NCBI's taxonomy places the organism in Eukaryota, Metazoa, Arthropoda, Insecta, Diptera, Drosophilidae. The transcript has 5 exons. The record is from RefSeq and is a predicted model, not a curated record. Gene Ontology annotation, cellular component: cytoplasm. Gene Ontology annotation, biological process: glutathione catabolic process.